GCUCCGCCAUUUUGUUAUCAGGAAAGCCCGAAGAGGACACCACAUGACUAGAAGGGUUUGUCAUGUGAUUUCUACCGCGUGAUAUAAACAGAGAUACCUCGACAAAACUUGCUCACGUGUGAGAAAAUUCAAGGAAAUAAUUAGAAAAACUGAAAAGAAGAUUAUUCAGGUUUUUUUGCGAACUUAUGACCAGUACAACUUCCUCAUUGUCACAAUCGAACACGCCAUCUUUGCAGAUAAUACAAGGAGGAGUGACAGUUAAAGGGGAGCGUAGAGCUAACUUGAGUGAUCUGAAAGUAGGAACCAUAGACGCCAGCACGAAUUUCUCCGCGGGUGGAGGUUCCUUUGGGACUCAAGAAGAGAGCACCAUAGGUAAUGUAGAUGGUAAUAAAAUUCAGCGCCAGGCCACAGUGAGUUUGGGUCCAACAGCAGGAGGGUCGUUUCAGUAUAGAGGAAGUUCACAAACAGUCUCUGACAAUUCUCAAACAACGUUGAACCUGGCGAAUGAGUCGGCAGCUCAACUUAGGGUCAUGACUGUGCAUUCAGCCGACCCGGGAGGACAAGGAGCUGUAUCUGCACUUAACCCUGUCACCCUAGCAAUAUCGAGUGCCGCCGGAACCCAAGCCAGCCAAGUUCCUCCAGUAUCUGAGGUUGUUGAUAAUAGUGCGGCUGGUGCGGUGGCAGUGACAGUGGACAAUGCUGAUGGUACAAAAUACACUUACUACCCAGCGGUUCAAAACACCGAUUCUGCUGCUCCAGGGCAAUUUUAUGUGAUGAUGUCUCCACAAGACAUGAUUCCAACAGUUUCUGGCACAAAUCAGCAGAGAAUUAUUGCACCAAGAGGACAUCCAAUUACAGCGAUGGGUGAAAGUGCCACAUUUGCGGUGGAAGCUGAUAGUAUUCCUGUAGAAUUCAGAAAAGUUGAAACCACUACAAGGUCUGCAAGAGAUGAAAGAAGACGCGCUACACAUAAUGAGGUUGAGAGGAAGAGAAGGACAAAAAUAAACGCUUGGAUUGAGAAAUUGGCUUGCUUAGUUCCAGAAUGCAAACAAGACCAAACAAAGGCUGGCCAGAGCAAAGGCACAACAUUAUCGAAAGCCAUUGACUAUAUCGAAAAAUUACGGUCUCAGAAUGACAGGCUAGCUGACACACUGAAAGACCACGAGCGACUCCUUGUGGAGAACCAAGUUUUAAGACAGCAGAUGGAUGAACUGCGACGCGAUAAUGCACUAUUAAGAGCAAAUUUGCAUAUGCACCAAGAGCAUCAGGACAUGCAGAGCGACGCACAGCAGAUUGAUGCAGGACAAUGAGAGCAGUCUACUUUGACUUCGAAAAAAAGUUGAUUUCGACUCAGCAUUUGGUCUAAUUUUGCUUCUAAUCUCACUGUUUCUGAUCCCUCCUGUUAGUUUUCACAUACUUUUUUAUGAAUAAUAUAGCAUGAGCAAGUAUUCACACAGUACAAUGGGCUACUUCUAUAGCAAAGCAGAUGAAUACAAUUACAAUUUUCAUCUGUUACAUCGUUGUCUUUUGCAUUCCCAGCCACUGUUCUCUACCAUAGUUUUCGUCAUUUUGAAAACAUUUUCUAAAUUUAAUCUGCUUAGACUGACGGUUUAUUUCUGUACUGAAGAAAUACGAGCACAUUCUGGACUAAAAAUGUGUUUUUUUAUCAUUUUCAAGUUAGCUGGUGAUUUUAUUUUACCUUUUAAUGGGUCUUUUCUUUUACAGUAUGAUGUUCCUUAUUCGUAACCUCUCUCAAACUUUAAAGCUAGAUUUUUACCGAAAUCUAAGUUGAAAUCAUUUUAAGGGGUCGUUUUAUCUAUGUCUGGUGGGUAUAGAUUAGGUAAACUGUUGUUUUUAAGCGUAGUUUCGACGAUCUUUAACUGUAGUAUGAGGACAAGCUAUAUUUAUUUUGUUUCCUUCACUAUUGCAAUGAUUAAAAUGAAUGUUCUAUUCCUGUGGUAUCUUAUCCAAUAAACGUUUGUCAUAUUUCACUAAAUUGUAUAAUUUUUGUAAA
Molecule: messenger RNA, 2014 nt
Organism: Rhopilema esculentum
Lineage: Eukaryota; Metazoa; Cnidaria; Scyphozoa; Rhizostomeae; Rhizostomatidae
Biological process (GO): regulation of transcription by RNA polymerase II
Molecular function (GO): RNA polymerase II cis-regulatory region sequence-specific DNA binding; DNA-binding transcription factor activity, RNA polymerase II-specific; protein dimerization activity
Source: RefSeq, a predicted model, not a curated record